AUGGCGUUGGCGUGUAGGAGGAAGAAGAAUGAGACCUCGGGGUUUCGAGGACGGAGACGUGUCAUAGGUAUCAACGGACGAGAUGACAAGAGGGAUGGUGCAUGGACAGGACAGGACAGGACAGGACAGGUUGUCGCUGCGGAGAAGGAGAAGCGGGAUGCGUGGUUGCCAGCCGAACCCCAAGAAAAGAAUUCUGGAAUGGCCUUGAACGGAAUUGCAAGUCAUGGCAAAGGGCUCUCGUGGUCCGAGUCAGCAAGAUCGACAGCGUGGCAGCUGCCAUUCGGCCAAAUUGUCAUGCUGCUGACCGACAUGAUUGACCGCCGCUUCCUCGCCGCAGGCAGCCAGCAUUCGGCAAGGGGCAAGGGGCAGAGGACAGAGGGCAGAGGGCUAGGCAGACCACGAGGCAAGUCAGCUCCAUGGGGCUGCUCGAUUGCAUGCUCAUGGGUAACUGCUUUCAAUAUUGGACGAUCGUGA
This is a messenger RNA of Verticillium alfalfae VaMs.102, 474 nucleotides long. RefSeq lists its product with no specific name. Bases 1 to 474 code for a protein of 157 amino acids. The transcript is spliced from 3 exons. The record is from RefSeq and is a predicted model, not a curated record. NCBI's taxonomy places the organism in Eukaryota, Fungi, Ascomycota, Sordariomycetes, Glomerellales, Plectosphaerellaceae.